UGUUGCAUAUAUAUAUAAAUGUGUGUGUAGCAUGUAUCGUUGGCAAUGCAUUUAAUUUGUGAUACAUAUAUUGACUAAAUUGACAUUAUGGCUAGUCCACGUACUCGGCAAAUUUUAAAUCAACUUAAAGUCAAAAAUGAAAAUAACAGGUGUUUCGAGUGUGGUACACAUAAUCCACAAUGGGCUUCAGUUACAUAUGGCAUCUGGAUAUGCCUUGAAUGCUCAGGAAAGCACAGAGGACUUGGAGUUCAUUUAUCAUUUGUACGAUCUAUUUCUAUGGACAAAUGGAAAGAAAUAGAAUUAGAAAAAAUGAAAGUUGGUGGUAAUAAACUAGCACGAGAGUUCUUCGAAGCUCAACCUGAUUGGGAUUACUCUAUGUCUAUUUCUCAAAAAUAUAAUACUAAAGCAGCUGCCUUGUACAGGGAUAAGAUUGUUACAUUAGCGCAAGGAAAUUCUUGGAGUCCUACCGAAUCCAAAGUAACCGUAUUUCAAUCCCAACAACAAUCGGAACAACAAGAUCAAUCUGCUUAUCAAAAUGAUAUAACUGCCAGUUAUCAGAAUGCUAAUUCUCCUGCCAUUAAAGCUCAAACUGAAUCUUUCUUUGCUAGAAGACAAAGCGAAAAUGCUAAUCGUCCAGAAAAUAUACCGCCCAAUCAAGGAGGUAAAUACAGUGGAUUUGGUUUUCAAAUGGAAACGCCUCCUAAGAGUAUGUCUCAAGAAUUCUUUGACAAUGCUGUAUCGUCUUUAAGCAGUGGUUGGCAAUUAUUUUCUUCUAAUGCGUCCAAAAUAGCGUCUAAAGCUACUGAAAAUGCCAUUAAAAUUGGAGAACUUGCAGCAUCCAAGGUAGGAGAUUUGGGAAGGAAAGGUUGGGGCGAUAUUGGUGGUAUGAAUACAGCAGAACAAAGUCAAUAUAGCAUCGGAGAGCACUAUCAAAGCUCGCCAAAUGCUUACCAAAAUAAUAUUGACAAACAAUCAGGUUCUAAUGAAAAAUCAUCUUUAAUAACUAGCCCUAGCACAAAGAGUCCGACUACUUAUCCAAGUUCAGAUAAUUCUAAUUGGAAUUGGGGCGAUGAAUCAGAACAAUCGAACGAUACAUCAAUGGAUGUAAACUUCCCUUCAAAAAGUUAAAAGUAGGAAAUUAAUAGCACUUUAAAAGUGUCAUUUAUCUCUAUCUUCUAUGCAGAUUAAUGGAAUUCGGAAUCUACAAAUAAUUUCACAGGGUGAAAUUCAAAAAUAAAAAUAAAAAGAAAGCUAAUUGUAUUAUCUUGUAAAAAUUAUUUUAUCAAAAUUAAUAGUAUUUAAUUAUUUCUUGCAUUUAUUAUAAAAAGCAUUAGGACUCUAGUAUUGAAUAUAAAGUAUAAUUUAUUCUCUUAUAAAUUCACAUCUUUAUAAAUGUGUAACGUAUUACUUGCCGAUAUAUGCACACGUAUAUAUAGAUAUAUACUCAUUUUCCAGUAAAUGUAUCUGCUACGUAUAAUUAAUUUUAACGAUAUUUUAUGAUAAUAGAUACGCAAUAUUAAUUAA
Polistes canadensis is the source of this 1524-nucleotide messenger RNA. It is a transcript of the gene ArfGAP1, whose product is annotated as ADP-ribosylation factor GTPase-activating protein 1. Gene Ontology annotation, molecular function: GTPase activator activity. The transcript has 7 exons. The record is from RefSeq and is a predicted model, not a curated record. The coding region runs from base 88 to 1128 and encodes 346 amino acids. Gene Ontology annotation, biological process: regulation of endocytosis; regulation of ARF protein signal transduction. Gene Ontology annotation, cellular component: Golgi membrane. Lineage: Eukaryota; Metazoa; Arthropoda; Insecta; Hymenoptera; Vespidae.